Molecule: messenger RNA, 3611 nt
Organism: Pseudonaja textilis
Lineage: Eukaryota; Metazoa; Chordata; Lepidosauria; Squamata; Elapidae
Gene: ZXDC
Product: ZXD family zinc finger C
Biological process (GO): regulation of transcription by RNA polymerase II
Cellular component (GO): nucleus
Molecular function (GO): transcription coregulator activity
Source: RefSeq, a predicted model, not a curated record
GGUUUUACACUCGGCCGCGCAGGAUCGACUCCACUCCUGUGCUCCGCGCUCCGGGUUUCUCCGCUCUCUUGGCCGGCUCCGCCCCGCGGGCUCCGGUUUCAGCCGCUGCUACAGGGACCCCCAAGAUGGAAACGCAGGGGCUGCCUGCCGCCGCGGAGGCGGCCCAGCCUGAGCCCGCCACCCAACAACAUGGCGCCGGUGCGGCCGCCGCGGACGACGGGGCUCCCUCCUCAGAGCCUGUUUGCCGACCUCCUCAGCCUCGUGACUCUGCGGGAGCGGCGGCAGCGGGGGCCUGGGGCCUGGACGUGACUUUCCCGGUGCUGCUGCUCCUCGAAGGGAAGCUGCCGGAGCCUCAGCAGUUGCCUCCGCCGCCGCCGCCGCCUCAGCAGUUGCCGCCUCCGCCGCCGCCUCCGCCGGGACCUGCUAGCUCGGGCUCCACGCCCGCCUCCUCGUCCCCGCCAGCCGGAGGCCCCGGGCAGCCGCCGGAAAGUGACGCUUUGCUGCUGGUGCUUAACUUGGUGCGGGGCGGAGCCUCCGGGAGCCCCUCGCGUGGCUCCUCUCAGGAUUCCCCGCCGGCGCAGCGGCCGCGGGAGGGCAAGGCGGGCGGAGAAGGGCAGGCCUCGGCGCCGCUCUCCGAGGGCGGCGGGCCGCAAGAGGAGGCCGGCGGCGGCGGAUGCGGCCAGGGGAAUUCCUCCUUUUCGGGCACGCUGACCAUCAACAACCAGAGCCUGCUGGUGCGCUUCGAAAAUGGGACGCUUAGCUUCGGCGGGCCGGCAGCUCCUCCGCCUGCUCCGGCUCAGCCGAGCGACGACGUCGUCCAGCCCCCGGCUGCAUCUUCGAAGGCUCCGGCGUCAUAUCCUCGGCCGGACUCCCACUGCGCCGAGACCUUUUCUCGCAAGCAGCUUCUGCGGCUGCAUCAACUGUCGGCGCGGGGCGGGAACCCAACCGGCGCUGGGCAGGAGGGCGGAGAGGCCGCAGCAGCUGCGGCUCCCUCGGCAGGCGCCGGCCGGGCGGCGCGUCCCUUCAGCUGCCCGGUCCCGGGCUGUUCCUGGGCUUUCGCCACGGCCUACAAGCUGCGGCGCCACCUGCAUUCCCACGACAAGCUGCGGCCCUUCGCCUGCUCCGCACCGGGCUGCACGAAGCGCUUCACCACCAUCUACAACCUUCGGGCUCACGGCAGGGCUCACGAGGAAGAGGCGAGGCUCAAGUGCGAGGCUUGCGGACAGCGCUUUCCCAGCGCCGCCCGGCUCGGGGCGCAUCAGCGGCGGAGCCACCUGGAGCCAGACCGGCCUUACCGCUGCGAGUAUCCAGGUUGUGAGAGGACCUUCAUAACAGUGAGUGCAUUAUUUUCUCAUAAUCGAGUCCACUUCAGGGAACAAGAAUUGUUUUCCUGCUCCUUCCCAGGCUGUAACAAGCAAUAUGACAAAGCUUGCCGGCUGAAAAUCCACAUGAGAAGUCAUACAGGAGAAAGACCUUUCAUUUGUGACUUUGAAGGCUGUGGCUGGUCCUUUACCAGUAUGUCUAAGCUAUUAAGACAUAAAAGGAAACAUGAAGAUGACAGGAGAUUCACAUGCUCUGUAGAAGGUUGUGGAAAAUCUUUUACCAGAGCAGAACAUUUGAAAGGCCAUAGUAUAACUCAUCUUGGUACAAAACCAUUUGAAUGCCCCGUGGAAGGUUGUUGUGCAAAGUUCUCAGCACGCAGUAGUCUAUAUAUUCACUCCAAAAAACACCUUCAGGAUGUGGACUCAUUGAAGAUGCGUUGCCCAGUAUCCAGUUGUAGCAAGUUAUUCAAUUCAAAGCAUAGUAUGAAAACACAUAUGGUCAAGCAACACAACUUUAAUGCAGAUCUAUUAAAUCAGAUGGAAACCAUUGGUUCCCUCACGCCUAGCAGUGAACUUGCCAAUUCAGGACAAAGUGACCUCAACAAUGUAGAUCUGGUUUCCCUUUUUUCUAGUGUAUCUGGGAACUCCUCUGGAAUUUCAGCUGAUAUGGCUGUAAUAAACUCUGGAAUUCUUACUAUAGAUGUUGCUUCAGUAGGCUCUACGCUUGGAGGCAGUAUGUCUGUCAGUAGCAAUUCCCUUGCUCAGACAGUUGACCCACUGAUUUUGGUGGCUAGUAGUGACAUUCCCCACAGCCUGGAUAGCUCUCUUUUAUUGGGAACCACCACCACCGUUUUACAGCAAAGCACUUUAAAUCUGGAUGAAGUACAGACGGUGAAUGCAGAAGCCUUAGGCUCCUUAGCAUCUUUGUCAGCGAGAAGUUCCAGUCAAGACUUGCAUGGUUUGACUUCUAGCAAUAACUUGUCAGUAGACACAGCCACUUUAUCCCCUUCCAGCAGUCUUGGUGGAAACAAUACAGCUGAAUUAUUAGCUCCAAAUAAAGCAGAGCAAACUUUACUUCCUAGCCUGGAUGUUGUGGAGCAACAAGAAGGCAGCAAAGUGGUCACUCAGUAUGUGUUCUCCAAUCCUUCCGGAAGUUACAGUGCACAAAAAGAAACUGAUCUAAGCACGGUGACUGGCAACUCUAUUCCGGAGAGUGGUGGGUCUGCAAGAACAGAUUACCGAGCUAUUCAGCUUGCCAAAAAAAGAAAACAAAAGGGAAAUGGGAGUGACAUAGGCUCAACUGAUUCUGCUAUAAGAAAAAGCAAAAAUGAUAAAGUUAAUUGUUUUAGUCACGGAAAUCGGUUAUGCAACAGUAUUUUGCCUAAUGGAAAUCUAACAGUAAGAGAUCCUUCGGCUGGCACACAGUUUGUUCAAAUUCAAUUGCUUCAGGAUGAUUCUCCAGGAGAAGGAGAUCUACCCUUCCAGCUCAGUUCUCAAUCUUCCUCUUCACACUCUCAGUUGACAGUAGAUUUACCUGUUCAUAUUCUUCAGGAGCCACACAAUUCUGCUGAAGAAGAUGCCAAUUCUGAUAAUUCCCAGUUUACAGGAAGCACCAUUAAUCUACAAGACCUUGAAUGAUUGUGUUUGAGAUAGAAGCAUUAGAACAUUCAGACACAGAAGCAUCCUGAGAAAUAAGCGACUGUUCCUGCUUUUAAAGGAAAAAGUGAACAAUGGAAGCAUGGUCACCAGUGCUGGGAUACUUGAUGGUUAUCAUGCAACAAAAAUUUUGUUCAGUAUAUUUUAUUUGAUAAGGCAAUUGGAAAUCUUGGUAUGUUCUAUCUUAGAGUCAGGAAAAGGUGCAUAUGGUGGAAUUAGAUUCCUGCAUUAGAGUGCAAUGGUGAUAGCCCACGGUGAUUUUAAGAAUUAAGAAUAAUAAUUUUCAAAAUAGUAGAUAACAAUUAAGCUUAGCACUUUUAUUCUUGAAAUGAAUCCCUAAUUAAAUUUUGGGUUAAAAAUGAAGGAAUAAGCAGGAAGACCAAUUUAUUUUUGCAAACUGACAUUUUAAAGAGAUAAGAGCAUUAAAAUAGUAUCAUACUCAGGGAUAGUAAAGGUUGAAUUAGUAGAGCAAUAUGAUUUCUUGCUCUUGCUAUCUCUAAUUUAGCAUUUUACACUGAACUUGAGAAAGCUGCCUAACAUGUUAUUUCUUAUCACUUUGGUUAUGUUUACAGUAAUAUUAAACAGUAUUGACAGUGUGUACAAAGCCACCUUUAUUACAUAUACCUAUCAUGG